Saxophila tyrrhenica is the source of this 618-nucleotide messenger RNA. RefSeq lists its product as uncharacterized. The transcript has 2 exons. Lineage: Eukaryota; Fungi; Ascomycota; Dothideomycetes; Mycosphaerellales; Extremaceae. The record is from RefSeq and is a predicted model, not a curated record. The coding region runs from base 1 to 618 and encodes 205 amino acids.
AUGGCAUCUCUCACGCAACCGAUCAAGCAAUACGAGAUCUUCCAACCCGGGCACUUCCAAACCUCCAAAUUUGAGAUUCGUCAAAAUGGCCAUACCAUCCUUCACACGAAGCGCAAAGACCGUUUCCUCAAGUCACCAGACGUCCACAUCAUGUCGCCGGACGGGACCAUCCUCGCCGCCUGCAUACUUCUGAGUUGGUCGAGAAAUCAGCACCUCUACUUGGGCAGUGAUCCAGACAAUGCCGACAAAUCAAAUUGCACGCUGCUGGAUUGUGAAGGCUUCACGGCUGGGAAGUACAAGUUCUUCUGGCAAGGGCGGGAAUAUGUUUGGAUCAGGACACAUGCAAAGGAGCACGGAGCGAGCAGAUGGAACAACAAGAGCUUCAAGCUCGUCGGUCAAGCCACCGGGCAAGUGCUGUCCGUGUUCAAGUUCAACAGCGCCAUGUUCAAGCACGGAAGACUGGCGGAGAUCGAUUAUUUUGUCGAGUUGGGGCAGCAGCUCGAAUUGAUGUCAAUGGCGGCCAUCUUGGGUAUCGAGCUGCAUAUUGUCCGAUCCCAGCAGGCGGGCAAUGAUGUAGGAAGCAUCGCCGGGAACGUUUCGGGUAUAGUGACAGGUUAG